Molecule: messenger RNA, 2379 nt
Organism: Mandrillus leucophaeus (drill)
Lineage: Eukaryota; Metazoa; Chordata; Mammalia; Primates; Cercopithecidae
Gene: SYK
Product: spleen tyrosine kinase
Exons: 12
Coding region: 51-1817 (588 amino acids)
Biological process (GO): macrophage activation involved in immune response; neutrophil activation involved in immune response; cell differentiation
Cellular component (GO): extrinsic component of cytoplasmic side of plasma membrane; cytoplasm
Molecular function (GO): signaling receptor binding; non-membrane spanning protein tyrosine kinase activity; ATP binding
Source: RefSeq, a predicted model, not a curated record
CUUGCCCAGGGGGACACCUGCGUAGGCGUGUGCCCUCCGGCCUCUGAAGCAUGGCGAGCAGCGGCAUGGCUGACAACGCCAACCACCUGCCCUUCUUUUUCGGCAACAUCACCCGGGAGGAGGCAGAAGAUUACCUGGUCCAGGGGGGCAUGAGCGAUGGGCUCUAUUUGCUGCGCCAGAGCCGCAACUACCUGGGCGGCUUCGCCCUGUCCGUGGCGCACGGGAGGAAGGCACACCACUACACCAUCGAGCGGGAGCUGAACGGCACCUACGCCAUCGCCGGCGGCAGGACCCACGCCAGCCCCGCCGACCUCUGCCACUACCACUCGCAGGAGUCUGAUGGCCUGGUCUGCCUCCUGAAGAAGCCCUUCAACCGGCCCCAGGGGGUGCAGCCCAAGACUGGGCCCUUUGAGGACUUGAAGGAAAACCUCAUCAGGGAAUAUGUGAAGCAGACAUGGAACCUGCAGGGUCAGGCUCUGGAGCAGGCCAUCAUCAGCCAGAAGCCUCAGCUGGAGAAGCUGAUCGCCACCACAGCCCAUGAAAAAAUGCCUUGGUUCCAUGGAAAAAUCUCUCGAGAAGAGUCUGAGCAAAUUGUCCUGAUAGGAUCAAAGACAAACGGAAAGUUCCUGAUCCGAGCCAGAGACAACAACGGCUCCUACGCCCUGUGCCUGCUGCAUGAAGGGAAGGUGCUGCACUAUCGCAUUGACAAAGACAAGACAGGGAAGCUCUCCAUCCCCGAGGGAAAGAAGUUCGACACACUCUGGCAGCUCGUCGAGCAUUAUUCUUAUAAAGCAGAUGGUUUGUUAAGAGUUCUUACUGUCCCGUGUCAAAAAAUCGGCACACAGGGAAAUGUUAAUUUUGGAGGUCGUCCACAACUUCCAGGUUCCCAUCCUGCGACUUGGUCAGCGGGUGGAAUAAUCUCAAGAAUCAAAUCAUACUCCUUCCCAAAGCCUGGCCACAGAAAGCCCUCCCCUGCCCAAGGGAACCGGCCAGAGAGUACUGUGUCAUUCAAUCCGUAUGAGCCAGAAGUUGCACCCUGGGCUGCAGAAAAAGGCCCCCAGAGAGAAGCCCUACCCAUGGACACAGAGGUGUAUGAGAGCCCCUAUGCGGACCCUGAGGAGAUCAGGCCCAAGGAGGUUUACCUGGACCGAAAGCUGCUGACGCUGGAAGACAAAGAACUGGGCUCUGGUAAUUUUGGAACUGUGAAAAAGGGCUACUACCAAAUGAAAAAAGUUGUGAAAACAGUGGCUGUGAAAAUUCUGAAAAACGAGGCCAAUGACCCCGCUCUUAAAGAUGAGUUAUUAGCAGAAGCAAAUGUCAUGCAGCAGCUGGACAACCCGUACAUCGUGCGUAUGAUCGGGAUAUGCGAGGCCGAGUCCUGGAUGCUGGUUAUGGAGAUGGCAGAACUUGGUCCCCUCAAUAAGUAUUUGCAGCAGAACAGACAUGUCAAGGAUAAGAACAUCAUAGAACUGGUUCAUCAGGUUUCCAUGGGCAUGAAGUAUCUGGAGGAGUGCAAUUUUGUGCACAGAGAUCUGGCCGCAAGAAAUGUGUUGCUAGUUACUCAACAUUAUGCCAAGAUCAGUGAUUUCGGACUUUCCAAAGCACUACGUGCUGAUGAAAACUACUACAAGGGGAUGAAAGGAAGUGAAGUCACCGCUAUGUUAGAGAAAGGAGAGCGGAUGGGGUGCCCUGCAGGAUGUCCAAGAGAGAUGUACGAUCUCAUGAACCUGUGCUGGACGUACGAUGUGGAGAACAGGCCCGGAUUCGCAGCAGUGGAACUGCGGCUGCGCAACUACUACUAUGACGUGGUGAACUAACCGCUCCUGUACCUGUCGGUGGCUGUCUUUGAUCACAGAAACAGUCACAGGAAAAUGUAUCCAGAGGAACUGAUUGUCAGCCACCUCCCUCUGCCAGUUGGGAGAGCCAGCCUUGGAUGGAACACGCCCGUGACGCGUCACCCAAAGCCUGUCCCGGGACUCACCCUCCACAAAGCAAAGGCAAUGCUGGGGGAGAAGAUGAAUGGCAGGAUCCCAGGGGCUAGAUGGAUUUGUUUGUUUUCUUGUCUGUGUGAUUUUCAAACAGGUUAUUUUUACAAUCUGUUUCCAAAUCCCUUUCGUGUCUUUCCCCUUCUCUGGGUCCUGGAGUGCAUUUGUUACCGAUUGCACCCAGGGGCAUUGCAGAGUGGCCUAGAGCACUCACACCCCAAGCGGCCUUUUCUGAAUGCCCAAGGAUGCCUUAGCAUGUGACUCCUGAAGGGAGGGCAAAGGCAGAGGAAUUUGGCUGCUUCUACGGCAUGGCUGUGACAGCCAAUGAGACUGAUCCCUGGUCACUGAAAAGCUUUCAUGACAAUAAAAAUGUUUUGAGGCUUUAAAAAGAAAA